Messenger RNA from Colletotrichum fioriniae, 849 nucleotides. Lineage: Eukaryota; Fungi; Ascomycota; Sordariomycetes; Glomerellales; Glomerellaceae. The record is from RefSeq and is a predicted model, not a curated record.
AUGGAGGAUGAUGAGACUGCAAGCUUGGAGAGCUCUCAAAUAAACCCACAAACCCCGCGCAAGGCCUUGAACUCAAGUGCCAGUCGCUCACACCAGCAACAAACCUCACAAAUAUCCAACAAAUACGGCAGUACUGCACAAGAAGAGAUAUCAGCGCCGCUGAGCACCCCGAUCCAGACUCCCCAGUCCAAUAGGAAGGCAGUGGUCAAGACUGGAGACGGUGCUCCUCCCAGCAGUGUUGUCACUGUAGUCAAGGAAGAGGAAUGGAGUGAAUUCGAGACGCAGCAGGACGAAAGCUUCUUGUUCCGUGCAAGGCCAAGGAACCAUGCCAUCAAUACCUUGAACUCAAGUCCCUUGAAGAGAAUCUCCUUCGGCCAAGGUUCUUCCGCCGCUUCCACUUCUUCGAGCGAGAGCGACUCCCAAGGCGAUGUCCAAGAUUUGGAGGGUGACACUUGCAUGGCAGACGACACUAAAGCUACUUCCCCAGGAUCCAGCGAGGAAGAUGGAGAUCAACAUUCCCCAGGGAAAGUUACAGCGCAAGGAGGGGAGAGCGGCGAGUUUAUAUCCGAGCCCCUGAGCAGUAGCAUAGCCCUCGACGCGAUGGAAAGCGACGUGUGUCCCACAAAAACGACAGACGCCGAAGUCCCAGAAAUGGCCGAGAACCUUGAUCAGCAUCUGCCAGUUGAGACGGUCGCAACAGCAGAAAUCGCGGAUUUGACAUCAAGCCAAGAGCCGACGAUCGUGGCAACUGCUGCAUCACAAGAGCAAGAAAGCCAGCGCAGUGCCGCAACCGCCGACGCCAGAAAUCCGGGCCACUUCACCAAAGGAACCAGCAAGCCAAACCUCUAG